CGACCCUCCGCGACGACCGCGUUCGUUUUCUUUUUCACGUUGCGCGUGGCAGCACGAAAACGACCGGCAUCGAGUUCGGAAAGCUUUCGGCAGCGUUCGACGCUCCGCGUCUUGGGCUCCAGCGUCGACGAAGUUUCGGACGAGUUGAACACACGAGUUCCGCCGAUCCAGUCCAGCGCGAUGCCGUCGACUGGCCCGUGGACGGGUUCCAGUGGCCCCGUGAUUGGCGGCGGCGGUGGCGGCGGCGGCGGCGCGAUGGAUGGUAUGGGGUGCUAUCAGGUCUGCUUGGAGGGUGACCCAUCCAGCAUCAAGGAGUCGGCGACGUGGGUGUACAAAGGAGAGGGGCAAGGUUCUUACAUUCACAAUACCACCGUGGAGUAUGUUGGAGCAGGACGCGGGUCCUAUGACAAGGAGGUGAACGUGUCUUAUGGGGCUUGGCGUUGUCGAACCUGUUGUCUCUUCCUGCUGCUCCUUCUUCCCAUCCUGGGCUUUUUGAUCUAUUGGCUGUGGCCCCGCAACACCGGCUUCACGGAACCGCACGACUGUUUCAGCGACUACGCCAAUUGGCGAAACGCCUGGAAUCAAGAGAAGGCGUCCUAUUGCUGUGCCCAACAUGGCAAGGGGUGUGGAGGCCCUGUGUACAACUGUCAUGCGGGAUACUCGAAUUGGUACUUCGGAUGGUCUGCGCACAAGAAGUCCUGGUGCUGUGAUCAUAACAGCAUGGGCUGCCCUGGAACUUGGCAUGGCAGCUACCAUCUUGAGACUCACGUGACGCACGGUGUGGGUCAUGCACAGGGCCGAAUCUAUGACUGCAAUGCAGGCUUUUCGAAUUGGAAGCAGGGAUGGUCCAACUCCAAGCAGGAAUGGUGCUGCACCCAUGAGAAGAGAGGAUGCAUGAAGUAUCACUGUGAUGGAGAUGCCAGCAUGUGGGCGGCUCCCCAGAGACAGUGGUGCUGUGGCAACUUCCAGAAGGGAUGUCCUCAGACCACCGUCUCACCCCUGAAGUGCAACGCGAUGUGUCAUCUGCAAGGUGAGGGCUCCAAGUGCAUCGACCGCAUCCAUUGGACGCGCGACCAUGUCUUCGGCGGCAAGGAGAACAGCUGCGAAUUGGCCUACAGCAAGGUGCAAGUGGAGUGCGAUGUUUGUCGAGGCUGCUCGAUCCAGGACGCAGGUUGUCAAGUGCAUGCCGUUGGGAAAGAUCCAUUCGAUUGCAACGCUGCCCUCAACAAUUUCUUCCGUGCCUGGUCGCCCGAGAAGAAGCAUUGGUGCUGCACGAAGCGUGGGAAAGGCUGUGAGGGCACCUCGCCACCGGCAGUGGAUGCAGGCUAUGGCAUGGUUUGGAAGCGCGUUCAGGUGCGUGGCUAUUGGACCUGGCAAGCGGUUCACGGACACGGUGUGGUCAGCAUGCCCUACGACUGCCAUGCGGGCCUCCAAAACUGGCACACGGGAUGGUCGGCAGGAAAGAAGGGAUGGUGCUGCCAGCAUCAACAUCUCGGUUGCGCAGGUGCUCACCCCUGACAAGGUUCGAUUGGUGGAGCCGGGGCCAAUUCAAAGAAAUUCGAGUGCCAAGCAGCUCUGUAAAAUCAGGGGUGCUUGAAUCUUGCAACUUUGCAUCUUGACGUCUCCUGGACGGGGCAACUGACGUCGGUUUCACCCAUUCCUUGCCGACCAGCGCGUGCACAAAUAUCGCCGUGCAAUGUUGGAACGCGCCGGCCUCCGGGCGCGUUCCAGAGCGCGCCGUCUCGAUGGCAAGGAGCCUUGGUGGCGCGUUUCUGGCCACGACGUUUUUGGGUCGCCACGUGUGAGCAGAGAGUGCCAGGUGCCACCGAGAACUGUUGCUGCGAUCUCUGUCGGAGGGACGAGCUGAGGACAUCAUGGCG
This is a messenger RNA of Durusdinium trenchii, 1880 nucleotides long. Lineage: Eukaryota; Dinophyceae; Suessiales; Symbiodiniaceae. The record is from the annotation of a GenBank genome assembly.